Vicia faba (fava bean) is the source of this 651-nucleotide messenger RNA. NCBI's taxonomy places the organism in Eukaryota, Viridiplantae, Streptophyta, Magnoliopsida, Fabales, Fabaceae. The record is from the annotation of a GenBank genome assembly.
AUGAGUAAGCUUCAAAGUGAAGCAGUUAGAGAAGCCAUCACAGGAAUCAUGGGUGAUUCCAAGGACAAAGGAAGGAAGUUUGUGGAGACUAUUGAGCUUCAAAUUGGCCUCAAGAAUUACGAUCCACAAAAGGAUAAACGUUUCAGCGGCUCCGUCAAGUUGCCUCACAUCCCCCGCCCCAAGAUGAAGAUUUGUAUGCUUGGAGAUGCCCAACACGUUGAAGAGGCAGAGAAAAUUGGUUUGGAGUCUAUGGACGUUGAAGCUUUGAAGAAGCUCAACAAAAAUAAGAAGUUGGUGAAGAAACUUGCCAAGAAGUACCAUGCUUUCUUAGCUUCUGAGGCUGUUAUUAAGCAGAUUCCCCGUCUCUUGGGUCCUGGUCUCAACAAGGCAGGGAAGUUUCCAACACUUGUCUCCCAUCAAGAAUCUCUUGAGGCAAAGGUUAAUGAAACCAAGGCUAUGGUCAAGUUUCAGCUUAAGAAGGUGCUCUGUAUGGGAGUAGCCGUGGGCAAUGUAAGCAUGGAUGAGAAGCAAAUCUUUCAAAAUGUUCAACUAAGUGUUAACUUCCUUGUCUCUUUGUUGAAGAAGAAUUGGCAGAAUGUUCGAUGCUUGUAUCUCAAGAGUUCAAUGGGGAAGUCUUACCGUGUCUUUUAG